UUAGUAACCUACGAAAAUGUUUCGCGCGCGAAUCAUCACGAAAAAAUACACUCGCAUGUCACGAACUAUAAACCUCUCAACAGUUCGUGCUCUUAGCGGUUUGUUGCCGCGACAAUUUAUUUACUAUGUGUUUAGCGUAAUAAGUAAUCAUAAGUUAGCCGGUAGUACAAAAUUACGGUUACAGUGGUUAUCGACAAGUUUAUCAUUAUGUUAUUCUAUUCCUUUUUCAAGUCCUUAAUUGGCAAAGAUGUGGUUGUCGAGUUGAAAAAUGACCUCAGUAUUUGCGGCACAUUACAUUCCGUCGACCAGUACCUAAAUAUAAAGUUGACCGAUAUCAGCGUAACAGAUACAGAUAAAUAUCCUCAUAUGCUGUCUGUAAAAAAUUGUUUCAUUCGUGGGUCUGUGGUGAGGUAUGUACAACUUCCAGGAGAUGAGGUGGAUACUCAGCUCUUACAGGAUGCAGCACGCAAGGAAGCGGCAGUUCAAACAAGAUAACUUAUGAUUUUAUACUUAAAUCUAUCAUUUGUUUACCAAUGAUCUAUCUUUCACAUUGCCAAAUAUAACUUACAUAUAGCACAGAAAUUAUAAAUCAAUGAAAUUAAUUAAUACAUAAAGGAUGUACGAAAAGGCGUGUAGUUUGAAAGUACUUUGGAAUAUAAUGAUGCAUUGUUCUUUAA
Messenger RNA from Odontomachus brunneus, 677 nucleotides. RefSeq names its product U6 snRNA-associated Sm-like protein LSm2. Gene Ontology annotation, cellular component: catalytic step 2 spliceosome; Lsm1-7-Pat1 complex; P-body. Lineage: Eukaryota; Metazoa; Arthropoda; Insecta; Hymenoptera; Formicidae. The transcript is spliced from 4 exons. Bases 208 to 495 code for a protein of 95 amino acids. Gene Ontology annotation, biological process: mRNA splicing, via spliceosome. The record is from RefSeq and is a predicted model, not a curated record. Gene Ontology annotation, molecular function: RNA binding.